AUGGCACGUGUACAACACAACAACGAAAAACGAUGUUGUUUCUUAUGCAUCUUUUCAUGCUUUAUCAUUGGAUACAGCUUGUUAACUACUAAAUUUAUUUUUAAACAUACACAAUUAUCGAUAUGUUUGCCUAAAAAUCCAGAUAAUGAAAUUUUUGAUCGCCAAGAUGAAUGGCAAUAUCAAAAUAGUAUUACUGGUGAAUGGUAUCAUUGGAGAACAACAUCUAAUAAACAAAAUAAUAGUGUCGAAUGGCGUAUUAAAUGGUUAAAUAUUGCUCCAACAUCAUAUCUUGGUGUUAUUGUCUAUUUAACUACAACGGGUGAACUCAAUCCCCUUAACACAUCACUUACUCAGUUAUCUCGUUUAUUAUCAAACAAUCCUCGACCUGUUGUUAUUUUUCAUGAAGGUGAUUUUGAUGCUGAUGAUCUACAAAAAUCUUUAGCUAAGACAUUAGGUGAUCGUAAUCCAUUAGGUUUUGAACGUAUCCGAUUUUCUAAUCAUGUAAUUCGACCUCAGCCCAUUGGUAAUCAUCUAUGGUCACUUAAGUAUCCUGAUAUGUGUCGAUUUUUUACUCUGAUGCUUCCAAAUCAUCCAUUAUUAACAUUAUUCACAUACUAUUGGAGACUUGAUGCACAUUCUUAUAUAUUUGGACCAAAACCUAUCGAAGAUCCAUUUGAAAUUAUGCAAAAACGACAAAUUCAAUAUGCUUUUGUUAUGGCUAAUGAAGAAGCCGAUCAUUAUGCUACUGGAUUAUGGUCACUUUUCCAUGAAUUUCUUCAUGAUCAUUGUUUGAAACCUUCAAAAGCUUUUCAUCAAACACAAACCGGUUGGCUUGGUGGCUAUUCACUUGCGAUUAUUUUUACAAAUUUUGCUAUUGCUAAUGUUUCUCUUUUUCGUGAUCAUUCAUUGAUACGAGCUUGGCUUCAUACAGUUGAUCGUAAUGGUGGUAUAUAUCGUUAUCGAUGGGGUGAUGCACCAAUUCAUACAUUAGUUCUAACUCAAUUACUUGCGAAAGAUCAUAUUGCACGUCUUAGAUAUUUUGGAUAUGUACAUAGGAGUGAAUUUACCUGUGCUGAUGGUAUAGAAAAAGAUUUAUGUAAAGCACAAGUAAAACCGUUUUUACCAUAUUGGGGCAUGCAAUAUCAGUAUUCUGAAGAUGGAUGUCUUUCAUCUUUGCGAAAGUCGUUAUGUCACUAUUAUCCAGAAAUUAAAUUAUGA
Molecule: messenger RNA, 1218 nt
Organism: Rotaria sp. Silwood2
Lineage: Eukaryota; Metazoa; Rotifera; Eurotatoria; Philodinida; Philodinidae
Source: the annotation of a GenBank genome assembly